Molecule: messenger RNA, 1053 nt
Organism: Sodiomyces alkalinus F11
Lineage: Eukaryota; Fungi; Ascomycota; Sordariomycetes; Glomerellales; Plectosphaerellaceae
Exons: 4
Coding region: 1-1053 (350 amino acids)
Source: RefSeq, a predicted model, not a curated record
AUGAAGGAGGAGGGACAGGGCUCUAUGGACGGUCCCCUGAUACUGCACAUCCGCGACUGUUGCACAAGCGAGCAGAAGGAGGGCCUCGCCAGGCGACUCCAGCCCACGUUCAAUGCCAAAGCACGUCACUACUCAUAUGAAUGCAAGGAGCCUGCGCAGGCCCGGCCCUAUGUGCCGCGGCCUUCACGAACCCAGCAACUGCGCAACCCCAAGUUGGCACCAAAACUGACUAACGAUGUGCCGGACGAUUUGCUACGAAAAAAAGGUGUUGCCGAUGAGGAGCUGGCGAAGAGAGAGGCUGAGAGGGAAGCCGAAAAGCCGAAGCAGCGCCGCUUAAGAGAGACCGAUGCGGACCGUGCCGACCGUGCGGACUAUGCGGCCUCGGGCGCCGAACAAUCGCCAAGACGCCGCAGCUCGGUCUCGUCCGGUUCGGCCUCAUCUAUCUCUACAAACAGGUCACCGGUUUCACCCCCUCCUAGGCGGCGUAGGUCGCCCUCCCCGCCUCCAAGGUCACGGGAUUUAUCAAGCGGCCCAUCCGACCGCCGCAGCGCUCACUAUCGUCAACGUCGUCAUCGGCGGUCGCCAAGCUCAGAUAGUCACGUUGAUGAGCGUCCGACAUCUCGGCGAUCUGAGUUAAGCCGGCGGUCAGAGUCCCCCGCUCGUCGGCUACGGCAACGGUCUUCGUCCAGAGACAGCCGGUCUCCGCCUCCACGACUUGACCGGACGUACCGAGAAAGGAGCUCGGACUACGAGAGACACGACAGCAGAUCUAGACAUGGACGAGACAGACAACUCUCGCCGGGGCCAGCGGGGUCGGUCCGGUCGAGGAACAAGAACACUGCGAGGUCCAGGUCGUUGUCGAGGUCACCCGUCCGGUCGAACAGAAGGGACCAUAGUCGCGAGAAACAUCCACCUCGCCCAAGGAUGGAGGACGCACCAAGGGAACAGCAGCAACGUACGCCGCAGAGAGAACCCGAACGGGAGAGGAGUCUUAGCCCCUUCAGCAAGAGGUUAGCCUUGACUCGGGCCAUGAAUAUGGGUAGGGGUAGAUAG